Molecule: messenger RNA, 3313 nt
Organism: Aureobasidium pullulans EXF-150
Lineage: Eukaryota; Fungi; Ascomycota; Dothideomycetes; Dothideales; Saccotheciaceae
Exons: 4
Coding region: 249-3230 (993 amino acids)
Cellular component (GO): cytosol; membrane; intracellular membrane-bounded organelle
Molecular function (GO): zinc ion binding; calcium ion binding
Source: RefSeq, a predicted model, not a curated record
CAAGAUGGGAAAGUGUGUUCAAUAGCGUUCGGAGUUGCUGUGACUGCCUUUUCCCUCAGUACCUGCCGUCUUGAUUGCUCCUCGGCGACUACCGCGGCUGGAGAUUUCGUACAUCGCAGGCAACACAUCAUCCUUCCCGACUGCAGACACCUCUUCAUUCUUCUCAGCUCGGCAACAAACAUCAAAUAUGAUUGAUCGUUGGAGGGUCACUGAUUUGCUCUGUUAAUUGUCCGUUUCUCAUUCCAAGCAUGCCUUCUAAUGCUCCAUCGUUAUUUUCGCGCCCAUGGGUAUUGGUCACUACAGGCUUCAUCGCGGCAUACAGCUCUUAUAUUAUCUGGUCAAAUUGGCCUUUAGAAGACACCUCCGCCAACCUACGACGACGUGGCGCUGUUAGGGCUCGUAAUCACACACGCGAUCGCACAAGGAUAUGGGCCUCAUCCCCGUCUGAACCAUCCCUUCCCUUCGGACUGUUGAAUGUUGAUUUUGAAGGCCUUCUCGUCAGAUUUCCAAAUGGGCCCGCGCCACCUACCGUAGUCGAGAUUCAAGAAGCCUUGAACAUCCCAAACUCAAGCGCUUUCGAUCUGACCAUCAAAAUUCAAGAGGCUGCUCUCAAGGCCAUCUUUGCGAUAUUGAUUCAGCCUGAUGAGAGUCUGUCUACUGAGCAGUUGGAAGCCUCGAGGGAUCUCCGGGAGCUGGUCCCUCUUUUGCGGCAACCUAACAUUGAUGAGCUGCUUGCUAAGAUCCACAUGCUCUGCUCAGGAUCAUGGAAAUUCCAUCAAGCGGCUGUUGCCAGAGCCUUCGCUGACAUCUGUGGCCUUGAAAGUCUGCCAAUGAUCCCCGACGAUACAGAACGGGGUCUUAGUGAGACCUCUGCUGAUUCGGAUCAUCAGGACGACAGGGAGCCUGCUCAAGGAGUCAAGAGCUUGGUGUACAACAUAGCUCAGGAAGAGGCGAUGCGUCGUCUUUAUGUCCACACUGGUAUCAGGUGUGAACAAUGUGGUCAGUAUCCUAUACUCGGUGUCCGCUGGCACUGCAAUAACUGUCCUGACUUCGACCUUUGCUCGACAUGCGAAUCCCAUCCGAUGCACCCCAAAACUCAUCUCUUCACUAAAAUUAAGGUCCCUCUUUCUUAUCUGGGCCAGAACCACCAGGUCUCUGAACCCUGGUAUCCUGGCGACUCGAUGACAGAAUGGCCAGCUUUGAAGAGUUCGCUCAAGAGGGAAUUGGCUACUGAAUCAGGCUUUGAUGAUUUGACUAUCCAAGUAUUCUAUGAUCAGUUCGAAUGCAAAGCCAACGUUCACUAUCCAGAGGAUCCAAUGCAGAUUGGCCUUGCUGUCGACCGACAUGCUUUUAACAAGGUCAUGACAUCUCCGACCUGGGAACGUCCUGUCGAACCUAGUUUUCUCUACGACCGCAUGUUCAACUUCUACGACACUGACAACAAUGGGCUCAUCGGCUUCAAAGAAUACAUACUAGGCAUGGCUUACCUUCGUCGCACUAGUAAGCGGACCUCGAUGGAUCGAAUAUUCCUCGGUUAUGAUGUCGAUGGUGACGGAUACAUCAGUCGUCGAGAUUUUUUGCGUAUGCUUAGUGCGAAAUACGCUGUUCAGAAAAACAUUGUAGGUGACAUGAUCAGAGCUGCAGAGUACGACAUGGUCAGCUACGGCGCCAAAGUCGUUCAUUCCAGUCAACCGAUCAGUGCAGCUUUCGCACAGGAAGAUGUUCCCCCUGGACAGACGAGAGCGCCCACCAUGAAGAUACUUGAUCGCUUUGGGGAGAACCAAGUACGACCAGACGCGGGACCAUUUAAUUCGGCAGUGUUGCCAGAUGGGCUGGAACUGCCAGACUCAAGUCUUGUCAGCACUGUGGCUCAUCGUUAUGGUGUUGGUACUCUGCCACCAAGCUUAGCUCAUACCGAUACAUUGCCCCUGGAGUACCUCACAGAAUUCACCAACAAUCUCAACCGAUCCGAUAGUGUGGCGGUCGACGGUGUAGAAACUGAAGGAGUACACCGAUACAUGGUUGAGACCGACUCUCGACGAACACGUGGCCAAACUACGUUAGAGGACCCAGAAAAAAGGUGGCAUCAAGAUCUCAUGGAUAUGGCUCAAGGAAUGAUUCCAGCAGCGCAAAAUUCGGAUCAAGGAGCAUGUACGGUUGAGGGAGAUCUAAUACCCGACCUAUCUGAAGGUAUACUCGAGAGAGGCCGUGCCUACGACGUCCCUGUGGCAGAGAAAGACUUCGGUACAGAAGUAAUCUUCCAGGUCGUCCAAGAAGGACUCAACGAGCUGAUUGAUCCUAUCUUUGCGAAGAAAGAAAAAUUGGCAGAGCGUGUACGAAAAACUCGAGAGGAGCGCCGUCGCUUCCGAAAAGAAAUUGACGAGUAUGUUCAAGAAGCGAACGCGCAUCGAAAAGAAUUAAGCGUCGGCUCUGAAGUGGACCCUCUUAUGGCUAUUGCGAAUGCUGCGAACGACCAAGCGCACUUUGACAUCGAGGAAGAGCAUGAUGAAGUUGACCUCGGCAAUACGUUGCUGCAUGUGGAAUCUACUGAUGAAAUUGAGGGAUUACCCACGCCAAGAGAGAUUGCCAUGGACCUUCAGGAACACAUUGCACAACAGAGCGAAACACUCAACGAUGAUCUGGAAGACCUGGAAACAAAUAUUCGAGAGCAAUCUCUGGAUGAUCUGUUGGCACAGUCAGGAUAUAUCAUCGACUCCUCAAGCGACGUCGAUCCGUCGUCCACAACACAACUUGACAGCCCUAGGCCAGACUCGCCAUCAACGUCACUCGCAGAGGAACCUCGCCUAUCAAGGGAAAUUGAGAAUGACGCCCGGUUGGACGAUAUGUUCUCGGACAUGCCAGAGUUGGAAGACAUGCCCUCCAGCGAGAGCAACAAUUCGCCGAAUGCUGCGUCCUCGACGAAUUCUGACAGUCUCUCUCCUUCGACAAAUCACUUGCAAGCUCCAUUCUCGACUCCAAACACAGACUUGACGUCAGCAGUGUUCCCUCCAUUCGCCCAUAGACAGUCUGAGAAGAUGGGGCAGUCCGGAAUACCCUCCAGAGAGAGACUAAAAGAGCUUGCUCGACUCGAUGAAGAGAAAAAGGAAAUUGUCUUGCGUGGCGGUGGUGGGAGGUUGAACCUGCAAGAGUUUGAAAAGAUCAUUCGUAGUGAUAAGAAGGGUCUGUUGAAGGGUGUUGUUGAGGGCUGGCUCGAGUGGGCAGAGUUUUGAACACUAACAUCAUUCUGUUACACUCAUUGAUCAUAAGUAAAGACAGUUCAUUUCAAUUCCAAUACAUAUUCGUUCUACCGAUG